CCUCCUGAUAUCCAACCUGAACUCAGUUGAACACCGUCCCCUUGUCCCAUCACCGUCCACCCAUGUAUCCAGCCCUCGGCCCCCAGCAGCUCACCCCCACGCACGACGCAGCAGCUGUUGGGCUCUGGAUGGACAAAACGCUCAAAACGAGCCCUUUGCCGUCGCUGAGCCGUGCGAGCAGCGCAGCCCGUCCAUUCCCCGCGCUCUCGCUUUGCUCCUUUGCAGGUUCCCAACCUUUAUCUGCUGUUAUCGGUCUGACCCUGACAACAAGUUGUGCAAGGGAUCGCUGCCGUGUCCCCCUGCGACUCGUCCCCGUCCAACCUCGCAGAGCACACACACUUUCUCUUUCUGCCCUCACCGCAGUGUUUUCGCAGUGCCCGUUGCCGGGCUGCACCGCCCGCGGGGCUGGGAGCGCAGGGAGAGGCUGGCAGUGCUUUUCCUGUCCCAGCACGGAUUCAGAAUUCUCCCAUUUCCACAUGUGCUUUCUGCUUUUUCCACCUUUAACUUUUUGCCCUUUGUGAUCUCGGUUGUCUUUUAUUUUUGUUACUUCUGUAGUUUCUGUUCCGUGUGCUCUCAGUGCUGCUGCCCAUUUCCUGUGCAUAAAGAAAGCUCUGCGCUUUUAAUGCCCUUCCUCGACUUGCCCUCGAUAUGGUUUGAUACGAUACUGUCACAGGUAUUACCUGAGGGUCAGCCCUUCCCCGUUUAGCACACAGACAUGUCUACAAAACAGGAUACAGGUUUUAGAAAACAAUCCUGAAGAGAGAGGCUGCCCAUGGCCGUGAUAUCAUCAGUUGGCAAAGGGCCUCGCUGGAAAAAAAGCAGGAGGCUGAGUGUGUUUUACUCCUUGCUGUUGAAAACAAUAGGACAGGAUGAGGCGCUAAUCAUAAUUAAUUGCAGGGCUGGCCAGCAGGUCUGCCUCUGCACAGCAUCCUGCAGCUGUACAGCGAGCUCAGCAGAGCUCUCACGUUGCAACCAGCUGCCACGCUGCUCUGUGCACCUGACCACAUGCAAAUGGUGGUGAUUUGUGUGCAGGGCAUUGCCUCCAGCUGUGGGGUGGGAUGGAUCAUGGGGAUACCCACAGUAAUCAGUUGGGAACAGUUUAAUUGCACUGGAACCAUUUUAAUUCCAUUGGAACAGUCGCUUUCAGGUUUCUGCUGGAAAGCUUCUCAUUUCAAGUUAAACCCUUCUAUAGACAAGUUAUAUGAAUCCAAAAGUCUUCAACCUGUUCUCCUGCAUUGCUGCUGUCCCACCAUACAGGUGCUUCACUUCUUAAACCACUUAAGAAUAGAAAAAACAUUGAGUCAGGCCAAAAGUGCACCUACCCAGAGUCCUGUGGCAGUGCCUAACAGAAGAUGCUAAGAAAGAGACUAGUGUAGAUGAAAAGAUUUAGAGUUACCUCACAUCUGGAGUGUUUUCCUUCAUAUCUCAACCAUUUAGGGGAAAAUGAAGUGGAUGGGGAGCUUCACCAGAAAGAUGACUCUGGAUUCCUCUUGAGGAAUUCAUUCAACAUCCUUAUUCUCAGUGUUCGGAGUUGGAAGUCAGCGCUGAAAUGUGGUGGUUUCAGCAAGGCCUCUCUUUCUUGCCCGCGGCUUUGGUUGUUUGGUCAGCAGCAACAUUUGUGUUUUCAUACAUCACUGCAAUCGUCCUCCACCAUGUUGACCCUCUGGUGCCCUACAUCAGUGAUACAGGGACAAUACCUCCUGAGAGAUGCUUAUUUGGGAUCAUGUUAAAUGUUUCAUCUUUCCUGGACAAAUCCAGGAUCAUCAAGCUUAAUAAGAUUGGCCUUGUGCUGGGACUGAUGAGCUGCUUUGGACUUUGCAUCAUUGCAAAUUUCCAGAAAUGUGUUCUGUAUUACAUCCACGUGGUCGGAGCCUGCCUGACAUUUGGAGUGGGAGCCAUUUACAUGCUGGUUCAGACCAUCCUCUCCUACUUGAUGCAGCCAGAAGUUCACAGCAAAGACAUCUUUUUGAUCCGACUGACCGUGCUGCUCUGGUGCUGCUCAAGCAUUGCAAGCAUGUUUGUUUCCUCAGUUGUCUUAUACAGUGGCCUGUAUGGAACAGACCUUGUGCAAAAGUUGCACUGGGACCCCCAGGAAAAAGGCUACACGGCUCACAUUGUCAGUACUGCCUCCGAGUGGUCAUUAGCAUUCUCCUUCCUCAGCUUUUUCCUCACCUAUAUUCGUGAUUUUCAGAAAAUUUCCCUGCGUGCAGUUGCCAGCUUGCAUGGACAAACCCUUUAUAACACGCCACAGAGCUUUGCGACUGAUGAGCAGAGGCUGCUGACAGCAGGGAGCAUCUAAUGAAGGCAAAGAGAACGAGUUCUCUGCAUAACUCAGGAAUGUAAUAGCAAUAACAGUUCGUACUUCUAAGCGUUUAUUUUACAUAUAAAAGAAAAAUGAAGUGAUUGUAUUCUACUUGACACAAAGGGCUUUGCUUUUAACCCACGCAGCAAUGCAACGUUAUCAGUAUUGAACACAAGCCUGUAACAUUUCUACACAUGCUAAUGUCAUGAAAAAAUUAAAUGAAGGUUAUUAAAAGAUA
Molecule: messenger RNA, 2540 nt
Organism: Centrocercus urophasianus (Greater sage-grouse)
Lineage: Eukaryota; Metazoa; Chordata; Aves; Galliformes; Phasianidae
Gene: DRAM2
Product: DNA damage regulated autophagy modulator 2
Exons: 8
Coding region: 1550-2299 (249 amino acids)
Biological process (GO): photoreceptor cell maintenance; regulation of autophagy
Cellular component (GO): lysosome
Source: RefSeq, a predicted model, not a curated record